GUAGUUUACGUGUCGAUGCGUCCAUCGGUCAAAUUCAAAAUUGUUUCGCGCGGUGGCGUGUAGCAUGAGCGAGUGGGUGGAAAGUCGAAACUGUAGCCGCGGGUACAUCACCCGUUCGAGAACAUAACAGAGCAAGCAACCGCCAAAAGCGAGGCCAAUGAGGCAACCGAAGCGAGUUACGCUGCCGAUUUCGAGCACACCACUGCGACACACGAGUUGGAAGUCCACAACGUCGAUCGAGCACUCUCGAUUGAUCGUGAUGCUGUGCUCGGGGGGCGAUACCAUGCUCCAAACGAAUGUGGUCAGCCACACCAGGUUCGAACUCUUGUACGAGUACGAGUACGUAAACUGCUUGGUCAGGGGUGAAAACACGUCAUUGAUGAUGUAGACGAGCCACGCCAUUUCGCCGCACGACAUGAACGUGGUGACCCAAAAUCGAGGCGGAGACACCAUGUGCGUGACCACCGAAUUCGAGGACAGAACCAUGUCGAGUUUCGAGGUCGAAAGCAAGCAAAUGGCGGUGAUUCCUCGCAGGAAGACGAGCGGACGCCCGAUCCAGACCAUCCCAGCGACACGGUUGAAUUCAAUCAUGUUCCAGAACUCAAUGUACCCGCGCAUGAUGACAAUAUAGCACACGACGAUGCAUGCGACAAGCAACAGCACGAUUGUGACGUACUGAAUAGCCGUUCGAAUGUAGUACGCCACAUUCAGCGGUACUUCCAGCGUGUUUGUUGGUGUAGUUUGGAACGCCAGGGAGCCUGAUAUCGUCGUGAUCGAGCCGAUUUCGCCCUCCAGUUGUAUGACUUCCCGCUUGCCAUCGACCCAGUCCAACAGGUACAGCCAUCCCCACAGCUCGUAGUUGGCUUCGACGGAGUCCAAGAUGUUGACUCUGGACAAGGCCAUAGUGUUGUUGGAGUUGAGUAGCGUUUGGAUCACCGCCACCUGCAACUUGUCACGAACAUCUCGCUUUGCGGCUUCGAUAAGGUCCAGCAUCCCAUCCGACACAACCGACACCUGGUAUAGCUGCAGCAUGGGGUACAAUCCCCGCAACGCCAACAAGCACGACGGUUUGUUUCGGUUCUCGCGCUGGCAGGUAGCCACGAUAUUUGCAUCGGUGUAGCCUUUGUCAACCCAUCGAGCCGCAACCAUGGCUUUGGCGAUGUUUUCAACGACUGGAGCUAUUACAUUCAAGAUCGGGAGGCCACACACCCCAGCGACCGUGAAAAAUUCGCCCACGUCGUACGCGGUUUGAGUAGGUGGCUCGCAAAAAAUGUUGCCACCAGCCGUGCGAAAGCCAUCCCACGCUUGGGGCUGCAGCGACAAUCGGGUCGACCGGGGCACCUUGGUCAGGUUUGUCGCAGUGACGAUAUUCUCGAUUAGCAGCAGUCUGGUGACCGUGAGCGUUAAUUGUUGAUGCAAUACUUUGAGAGAUGCCGGACAUGGAAUUCGCUUGACAUCGAUGCUGCCAAAUGGACCAAGGGCACUUCGAGCUUGAUUCAAUCCAGGAGAAAUUGGCGACGGCAAGUACCCCGCUUGCGCGAUCGCUGACUCCAGCCCUGUUGUGGUAUUCUGGAAAGCAAAGACCGGGCUUUGACGGAUCAAAGAAAGGCCGCCCAGGAGCGACGUGUUGGUCGCGACCGCCUUCAAGUCGUUCGCAAACCCCCAGUACAUUUUGAGCGUAACUUGAUUCCCCGGUUGGAACGUCCCAUUCGAGUUUUUGAGAGUGAGGGGGUACGAAAUCCCAAACGCAUUUCGAAUGGAAAACGCUUCAACGAUGCCGAUCGUUUUGAAACUUUGCCACUGCGUUUGAAAUGUCGUCAAGCCCUGGGCUGUCCAGUACUCGGCCUCCGCCGCCACUGAUUUCAUGUUGCCUUGGACACCAGCGAGCCAAUCCUUUCCCGACACCGACGUUUCCAGAUAAGAAAACACGGCGGUUUGUAAGGCACUGCCCCAACAUUUGUUCAAGUUGAUCCAGUCGGCAUUGCGAAAAAUUGCUUCCAGGUACACCGCCGCGUUUGCUUUGUUGUUGGCCAGGCAGCGGCGUUGUUUGUUGGCGGUGUUGGCCAUCUCCCACCGCCGCUCGAAAUCCACAUAGCAGUACGGAGUGAAGAUCCACGGCAGCUGACAGCCGUCCAUAUUUCGCAGCCCUUGAAUCACCGACGGAAACGUACUCGCUUCGUCUUGAAUACCGUUUCCGUACAAAUAGGAGCUCUCCACCACACCAGAUGUGCCAUUGUAUCGCACAAAGGUUUGGCCAUCCUGCGGUUGGUCGAAUUGUAUGGCGGCGCUAGACUCGCGCUGUGUUUGGAGUCUGGAAUUGAACCAGUUGCACACGAACGGCUGCGUUCCAGAGGUGUUGAAGCCUUCCCACCAGAAAUCGUUGGACAUUGUAGACUGCGUCAAGCCCAAAAACGUAUAACUUGCCACGACUGUUGCCACGAGGUAGCCCAGCGCUGCCAACGCACUCAAGCGUAACCACUUGACUGGAUUGGCGUGUGUUUUUGGCUCGUCCUGGCGAUCGACGGCACACUUGGGUUUGAAAUCAGCAUGAGCAAACUCGAAUUCAUGUGGACUCGAGGCUGUGUUUUCCAUGGGAAUGACUCCCCACAGCUUCAGAUCGAACAAGGUCUGGAGCAGCGGGAACAUGCCAGACAUGACACACGACACCUUGUCCAGACGCACGGUCGUGCUUGCGUGGCCACUGAUCAAGUAGGCUUCGGUGGCGGCCGGAAUGAGCAAGUGGUGCACCUUUCGACUGCUUUGCAAGCGCGACGACGUGAACGAGUACAAGACAGACAAGAGCAACGACGCCACCAAACACGAGCCAUGGACAAUGCACAGAGCGAGCAAGCGGUCGGGGCUGCCAAUCGAGACACUGCCGCCAGUGCAAGCGGCGCGGGUCGCGGACGGCAAGGUGCAAUUUUGCUGGAUCAUGGCGACGGGCGCACAGGGAUUAGUGAAUUCCCAAAUUGCAAUGAUAAGCCAGGAAGCAAUGCUGCUUAGUGGAGAGUACAUCGUCGCAUAUCGACCAGUGAAGGGAAGCAAAACGUCCGUGAUGGCGUACGAGACCCAGUUGGUCUCGCCGGCCAAAAGCAGGACGUCGAGCCAGGGCCGUGGCUCCAGGCGAAGUUGGGCAAACCCCCCAGGGGAAACAAAGUUGACAUUGGCUGUGCUGAGAAUGACCAUGGCUGUCAUGCCUCGAAUGAGUAGAAAUGGGCGGCCGAUCCAGACGGACCCGACCACUCGGUUGAACACAAAGAGAUUCGUGCCAGGAACGUCAAACUUGAUCCACGUCCCCAACAUGAGCAUGAACGCAGCCACUGCCACCAACGCUGUGGUAAUGUACACGAUGAUGUACCAAACGUAGUAGCAGGCGUUUUGCGGCAAUUCGAGAGGGUUCGCCGGUAAUCUGAUGUACGCUUGAAAAGGCGACAAAGUCGAGUAGCUGCCAAAGUCGCCUUCGAACGUAUACACUUCCCGUCGACCUUGAACCCAGUCAUGCACGGCAACCCAGCCAAACACUGACCAUGGAUCAUUCGGAGUUGUGGGGACCAUGGGCUGCACCAAGAGCACGUCGGAUCCGUUCUUGGUCGCGAAUUGAAUGAAGGUCAAGUUUAGUUUGGCCAUGGCAUCACCCAGUGCUGGAGGAACACUCGGGUGAGCUUGCUGUUGCUGGAGGCGGUGGUGGAUCGAGGUGGCUGACUGCAACGUCAAAGUGCACAGCGCGCUUGUCGUAGGGCACAGGCUACAGGUAGCAUACACAUCGAACGAUGGCACGACCGUCAGAGCAAACAGCGUCGAGAGCUUGGACAGUGUCACGGUGUUGGGGAUUUGGCUCCCGCAUGUAUCUUCAAACGAAAACGACUGGACUGGUGCGGUUUGCGCAGUGCCAAAGAUGCAAAAUGGAUUCCCGCCAAAGAAGAGCAUGUUGGGCGACGUUGUCCACGAGAAUGGAAUCGGGUCAACGGCAGGUUCUCGCUGGCUGUCGUACAUCGCGGCCACGUCAGUGUUUUGAAGCAUUGGGAUCGCGUAGUUGUGGAAGUCGAGAGCAAACCCGACAAGAGCCGACGGCGGAUGAACGUAUCGCAUGUCAAUUGAUCCAAAAGGACCGAUCGAACUGCGGACUAAAUUGAUGGUUGGCGUGCGCCGAGGACCAACCAUGAUAUACACAUCCCAAUCGAAUGGCAUGCGAUCGAUGCUGUUGGGCAGACCUCGUAUGACGCUGCAAUGAAAAAACGCGCAACAGUACAUGUUGUUCAACAUCCCAAAAUUUGCCUUCGCCGUCGUCCACCCGCUUGUCCCUCGGGCGAAAGUUGGAAUGCUCGUUACUUUGAUGCUGUACGACAGGCCCAUCGCGUUCGUGAUGGCAAUUGCUUCGUCCAACCCGAUCUGGUUCGAAUUGUACGGCUGCAAUUUCCACAUCGUGAGCCCAGCCUGCUUCCACGCGGCAACCUCGUCGGCGACCGGCAACCUCGACCAUGACUCGAGCACGGCUAACCAGUCGAUUCCCGCCGCCGAUGCCCGCAGAGGGCCAAAUAUCGUGGCAUUCAUGUCGCGAAACGAGUUGCAUUGCAUGACCUCGGAGUACAACGAUUGGCGAAACAGUGUAUCCAUGUACAUGACCGCAUUCGUCGCUUCGGACGCUUCACACCGUUCUUGGCGACGCGCUGUAAUGGCCAUCCCGAACUUACGACCGAAAUCCAACCAGCAAUACGGCGUGGGAACGGCCAGAGCUGUGUCCAACGGCGACGACCGAAUCAACGCGACGGCUUUCUCAAACGGCAGACUGCUGUAAACCGUCGCACGGGCGGAUGUCGGGUUCAUGUCGAUGAACGUGCUGGACGAAGCGUACGACUUGGGCAUGGCCACGCUCGAGUUGAAUAAGAGGGGACCUUGCUUCGUCAGGUGGAGCUUCGAGUUGUAUACGUCGGCGACGAACGUUUGGACCCCGGUCGAGUUGAACCCAGCCCAAUAGUAGUCGUUCGCGGCGCUCCGCUGCAUCGUGCUGAUGUACCGCACGUUGAAACACACAGUGACGAUUAAGUAGACAAACCCGAAGGCGGACAAGAGGCGAGGCACUAGCGCGUGCUUCGACCGAGUGGGGGGAAGCCCCACGCCAAACGGCACCACGCUGGUUUCCAUGGUCAGUCGAGGUUGAAGU
Messenger RNA from Aphanomyces invadans, 5161 nucleotides. RefSeq lists its product as hypothetical. The transcript has a single exon. Lineage: Eukaryota; Oomycota; Saprolegniomycetes; Saprolegniales; Verrucalvaceae. Bases 2732 to 3367 code for a protein of 211 amino acids. The record is from RefSeq and is a predicted model, not a curated record.